AUGCCGAUUUGGGAAAAAGGGAUUGUGAAGGUAAUAGGUCAAGGGGAUAGCCUGGAUGAACAACUCGGAUAUCAAAAUAAGAUCGGUUGGGCAACUGGAGGAAGUAGAUUAGCUGGUAACCAUGUGAGCAGCGGGUAG
Molecule: messenger RNA, 138 nt
Organism: Cetraspora pellucida
Lineage: Eukaryota; Fungi; Glomeromycota; Glomeromycetes; Diversisporales; Gigasporaceae
Source: the annotation of a GenBank genome assembly